Molecule: messenger RNA, 2739 nt
Organism: Salvelinus sp. IW2-2015
Lineage: Eukaryota; Metazoa; Chordata; Actinopteri; Salmoniformes; Salmonidae
Source: RefSeq, a predicted model, not a curated record
UCUUGCGUUGAGAUCAGAUGCAGAGCCCCGCGCAGGACGGACACAGUUUCAGCACCUCUUGUCUUGGUGGGAUGUAGACAAGUAGACCGAGAUGGAGUGAAGAGGAAAGAGCCUAUCGUUAAGGGCAGGAGCCAGCUGUGUGAUAUCUGUGAACACCAAAGGGGUAGAAGAAGGGGCUAGGGGCUGAAGGAACCAAGCCAGAAGUCUGAAAGAUUGAGGUCAAGGCUGUCCAUUGUUUUGCCUGCAGGACCAGUGAGAGAUUACGUUUUGAUGACGAGCUCUAUACCUUAAGGCAGGGGAAGCUAAGAAUCAAGUGCUGGCGAGAAGAAUGCAAGGAAAACACCCUUGGGACCUCUAAUGGAAUGGAAUAGUACAAUGGCUGCAUUGAGGAAAAACGACAACCCUCCUUUUCAACCAGAAUCCCACCGCUAGGCUGUAUUAAAGCAGUCGAGGGUAUUGAAUUAAUGUCAAGCGUCUCGUCUAGGCAGCAUCAUGCUGCACCGCUGGAAGUAGCUGGAGGACCACCCAUGGAGAUUCCGCCUUCUCAACGUUCUCAAUGCUCCUAACACACACCAAGUAAACAGAAAUGCCUUCAAAGGUCAGCUGCUUAUACUUGUUGACGGUCGUUUGCUGGGCUAGCGCUCUCUGGUACCUGAGUCUGUCCCGUCCCUCCACCACUUACGUGGGCCAGCUGUCCAUCCCCAUCCGCCAGAAGACCAAGCUCACCAAGAACGUGACCUUUAGCAAUAUACGGACUCGGCCGCUCAACCCGCACGCCUUCGACUUUGUCAUCAACGAGCCCAAGAAGUGUGAGACGGUGGCACCUUUCUUAGUCAUCCUGAUCAGCACCACCCACAAGGAGUUUGACGCACGUCAAGCGAUUCGAGAGACGUGGGGCGACGAGAGCACGUUCGGCGAUGGCGUUCGCGUCCUCACACUCUUCCUGCUUGGGAGGAACACGGACCCGGUGCUCAACCAGAUGGUGGAACAGGAGAGCCAGAUCUUCCACGAUGUCGUGGUGGAGGACUUCAUAGACUCCUACCACAACCUCACCCUCAAGACCCUGAUGGGCUUGCGCUGGGUGGCCACCUUCUGCUCCAAGGCACAGUACGUCCUCAAGACAGACUCGGACAUCUUCGUCAACAUGGAGAACCUGGUCUACAACCUCCUCAAGCCCACCUCCAAGCCGCGGAGACGCUACUUCACGGGCUACGUCAUCAACGGAGGUCCGAUCAGAGACAUGCGCAGUAAGUGGUACAUGCCCAGAGACCUUUACCCUGAGGCUAAGUACCCGCCUUUCUGCUCGGGCACUGGGUACGUGUUCUCGGCGGAUGUGGCCGAGCUCAUCUACAAGACGUCCCUGCACACCAGACUGCUCCACCUGGAGGAUGUGUACGUGGGGCUGUGCCUUCGCAAGCUGGGCAUCCACCCCUUCCAAAAUAGUGGCUUCAACCACUGGAAGAUGGCCUACAGUCUGUGCCGCUACAGACGGGUCGUAACGGUCCACCAGAUCUCCCCGGAGGAGAUGCACCGCAUCUGGAAUGACAUGACCAGCAAGAAACACCUCAAGUGUUAAUCAGCUACCUACAGUUAGUGCCAAUAUGAGGAGGUCUGGAAUUCUUCUUCUUCUUCUCCUUUAUUGCUUCUUCUCUUCCUCCUCCUCUGCCCCUUCCUCCUCUUCCGAUCUCUGCUUUUCUUUGUCAAUGUACAGCACAUGACCCUGAGGGAACGGUACUAUAACAAUAACCGUCUGGCCGUUUGCAUAGUUCAAGAGACACUUUGCUAAAAGCCUCUUUAUCAGACCGAGGUUACUCUCUGCUGUUGUAACUCCUGCAUUCUCCCCCUUAGCUAUUGAUGAGUUUAAAGGCCACAGGUAAGAAAAGAAAAUAAUUCUAUACAUUUUCUGAAAUAUAUUUGAUUAAAAUUACUCAAUGACUUUAUUUUACUCUAUGAAAAUCAAGUAAUGUCCCACAAUGCAAUUUAUGCAGUAUGCCAUUUGCACCAUAUAUUGUUUAUUAGAUGAAAUCACUAAAACACAGAGGUAGAAGCUUAGCAGUGGGACAGAAUAGCUCAGAUGCAAUCAGGCUAAUCUAUGUAGGCAACGCUGCUAAUUUACAGAAAAAGUCUGGCCCCAUUACUGAAGUAGUAGGGAUGAUAAGAAAUACCAAGAUAUACAACCUAUGUAAAUGUUCUGCUGUCAGUUAGGUUGAUAAUGAAUGUCCACUCUUAAUUUCCAGUCUUUGUAUAUUUAAUAAAGAUGUAUUUGUGGGAUGUACUGUUUUGGUACCGCAACAGAUGUUGUCAUAGUGAAAAGACCAUGAUAWGUUCACAAUGUAACAACGUCCUGUAGACAUAGAUUGAGUGUUCAUUGGAAUGACCUAAGAUUGUUAGAACAGUUCAAUGGACCUACUGUGUGACAUGACGGACAUACUUGCCUCUGCAAUUGAGUUGUAAUAUAUUGUUUUAAAGAUCAAACAUAUUUUCUUACUAUGUAUUUGGAGUCCUUUGUAUUGUACUARGUAGAGAAAGACUUCAUUUCUUGAACACCAGUAUUUCUUAUGGGACUGUACAAAUGGCGAUGUAAUGAUAUUAACCACAUGCAUUCCCAGGUGAAUGUUAUUCUAUCUGUAUGUGAUGUGCAAUAAUUUUUUUGCUCUUUAAGCCGUGCUGUGACAAGACAGACUGCAGAGUGUUAUAUUUUAUAUUACUUGAAGCCGCAUUACAUUAAAGACUUGUUUC